AUGGCGGGUAAAAGAAGCCAACUUGCAGUUGAUUAUCGACGAUUAAAUGCCCAAUCUUCAGUCGUUCUUUUUGAUUCUAUUGGGAAAAAGCGAAAGAUUGGACCAUACUAUGAAGCCGAACGGAUAAUUCAAAGGCGAAUAAGGCGUCAUGACUACGAAUACCUAAUCAAAUGGCGUGGAUGGCCACUAGAAGAUUGUAGCUGGGAACCUUCUGAAAACCUAACACCGGAUCUUCUAAGAAGCUUUUCCAACCCUAUUAGACCAACUGAUGAAAAACUUCAGGAAGCAAGUUGCCAAUUUGUUACUGGUAUUCACUCUGCUCUAAAGAGUUCCUCAGUAUCCCCAAUAUAUGUUUCCAUGCAAUUAGAUGUAUGGAGAUUUAUCAUCUUUAAUAGAGGAACACAAUCCGAACAUCGUGGACAUCUCUUAUUUAAGCAAGAAGAUUUUACCAACUUUAAAUGGUUACCUGAGUACUGGUGGUAUUUUCUGAAUUUACAUGGGGAAGGAUAUGCAGUAGACUUUCCCAUCAAAAUUAAACAUUUAUUGUCCUGGUCAUCUGAACAUUUUGUAAAAAAAGAUGGCAAAUUAACAAAAGGCAAAAGAUUUCCUCUCGAGAAGCUCUGCAUUACAGUUGUAAAAAAACCAUGCAAUUUCAAUAACCUGCAUGCAUAA
Dendronephthya gigantea is the source of this 672-nucleotide messenger RNA. RefSeq lists its product as uncharacterized. Gene Ontology annotation, molecular function: chromatin binding. Gene Ontology annotation, cellular component: pericentric heterochromatin. The record is from RefSeq and is a predicted model, not a curated record. The transcript is spliced from 3 exons. The coding region runs from base 1 to 672 and encodes 223 amino acids. Lineage: Eukaryota; Metazoa; Cnidaria; Anthozoa; Malacalcyonacea; Nephtheidae. Gene Ontology annotation, biological process: chromatin organization; negative regulation of transcription by RNA polymerase II.